This is a messenger RNA of Salvia splendens (bonfire salvia), 573 nucleotides long. RefSeq lists its product as uncharacterized. The record is from RefSeq and is a predicted model, not a curated record. Lineage: Eukaryota; Viridiplantae; Streptophyta; Magnoliopsida; Lamiales; Lamiaceae. Bases 1 to 573 code for a protein of 190 amino acids. The transcript has a single exon.
AUGGAUUAUGCUAGGCUCCUUAGUGGCCCGAAGGGCACGCCGGUGUGGCUCAUUGAUCGGCAUCCAAUGAGGGUUUUCAAAUGGUCUCCGGAGUUUGAUGCUUAUCGUGAGUCCCUGAUUGCAGCGAUAUGGUGUAACUUAGUUGGCCUCCUGAUCCAUUUAUUUGAUCACUCAGCCCUCUUCGCCAUCGGCAAGCUCCUAGGGACGCCAAUUCAAGUGGACCGAGCCACCGCGAACAAAACAAGACUUUCCUAUGCGCACAUUCGCUUCGAGUUUGACAUCACGAAACCACCCCCCGAAGAAAUCAUACUCGAUAUUUGUGGAAGAGAAACGGUUCAACAAAUGCGGUGGGACAAAAUUCCAGCCUAUUGUCGGGAGUGUAAGCAUGUCGGACACUCGAGUAAUGUUUGCUAUGCUGUGGGGAAGACCGAAACCCCACCGAAAAGAAAUUACAACAAUGUAACCCCUCAAAAAGCAAAUCAAGACAGAAACGGCCCAGCCGAAAAGCAAGUCAAUUUUGAGGCCAAGCCAAACGACAACAAUGAGUGGAGACGGCAAGGAAAAACAAAGUAA